AUGGAUGAUCAACAAAUUGGUAAUGAUGGAACCAAUCAUGAUGAUGUUAAUUCUGAAGAACAUAAAACUUCAGCAGUGAAUAGCCUAAUAUUAGAGUACUACAAAAAAUUUGGCAAGAAACGCGAUUUAGAGCAGUUUUUUUCGUUAUCAACAGCCCAAAGUGAAAUAAGGGAUCCUAGCAGUUUAUUUUGGAAGAAAAUCAAGGCUUUGAGUGACUCCUCUGAUUCUGGGGAUAAAAGAAGUGAAUCAUCAACAGAGCUGUGUAAAAUAUCUAUCAGAUGCUCUGUUCCAGACAAUAGCUCAAAGCUUCAGAAAGAGGCGAAGGUGAGCGAUGCAGACUCCCCACCAAUUAUUACAGAAGUUCAUGAAUAUAGACAUUCUGAUAAUGAAUCAGUAAAAUCUGAGGAUGUACAUUCCCUCAAAUCUGUGGAUGGUACCCUAGAUUUAUCUAUGAAUAAACCACAUUCGCCAACAAGCAGUGUAACAUCUCAAAGGAGACUAGAAUGGGACUCUUUAGCUGAUGUUGGUUAUGGAAAUGAAAGUGAUCAGAAAAUGUCAGCAUCAAGUCUUAGUACACUUGAAAGAUUAGCAUUGCAACAACAAUAUUGUAUAAAUGAUACGCACCAAAGCAAUUUAGGCCUUCCUACUGCACAUUCCACUCCAUUGGAACCAAAUAAUGGGGUAAACAAAAGAUCAAAAAGCAAAAAAGAUUUGAGUAAAAAUACUACAAAAAUUUCUAGUAAAGAAGUAGAUUUUAUUGAAAUGACUUUACCACAAAUUCCUGAAACUAAACAAGCAAUAAAUUUAAAUUUAACAAAACAUAUAACAUUUAAUGUCGAUAAAAAAGGUGAAGUUAAUAUUGAAAAAAUCUCAAAAGAUGUUUCUAGCUCACCUGAAAAAGUAUCUGUUGGAACUUAUAUAAUACCAGAGGUUAAAUUUGACAAAGAAAUACAAACAACUUUAAUUAAAAAAAAGUCUCAGGAUCAUGAAGACUACAGAAAAAAUCCAGUUUGUGUUAAUUUAAAUACUCUGAAAAAAAGAAAUAGAAAGAAAAAAUUAAGAAAAGUUAAAAGCAAAUCCAGGCUCUUCAAGGAAAUAAAAGUUCUCAAUAAAUCAAUUGUUAAGGAUAAGAGUGGGGAACAGAUUUCAGCUGCAGAAAGUUUUGAAUAUAUGCCGGGGCAUAUUUACAACCAAACUCAUAUCAACAAUAACAAUGAGGUCAAAAGAUCUAUCCCAAAAAAAGAUAAUAAAUCUAGCCUCGAAUCAAGUACUGGACACACUACAGACUCAAGUAAAGAUAAAAAUUCAUUUUCAAAGGAUUUAGAAAAAAGCAUUGAUCUAUUAAAAAUAACACUAAAGAGAGGUAAUGCAGAUGAUGAGAUAAAGAAAAAACUUAUCAAAGAAAUUGUACAACGACUUUUAAAAACAAGAUAUAAAGAUGAUGAUAGCUCAGACUUUCUUUCUGGUUUAAGUUUUGACAGUAAAAAAUUAGAUUUAGGCGGUACCAGUACUAGUUCUACCUCAGAUGGUAGAGAAUAUAAACCAAAGAAAUCAAUAUUACGUGUUGAAAAAUUUAAUUCUAAUUUACCAUCAACAUCUCAAAGUACACCUAAUUUACCAUCAACUAUCAAAUGUGAAGUAGCCAAGGCACAUGGUGCUUCUAAUACAGAUUCUGAUCAAUCUAAAGAUGCCAAAACAUCUUCAGAAGAACUUUACCAAAAAUACAUCAAAGCACUUAAAAGAGAACAAGCAUACAAGGAACAUUUAAAAAUUAAAGAAGCACUAUUGAAACAAAAACUAGUUGGCUCUGAUACAAAAAUUAACCAAGAUGUCAAAUCUCAAAAUAGGAUCAAAGAUUUAAUGAAAGACUUGGUUAGAAAUAACUAUGAUGAUGGUUCUGGUGAUGCAAGCAAAUUGGAAGGAGGCUCUCUUAAUAAUGUAAACUUGAAUCUGAGCAAUUCAAUAAGAAAACAAAAAAGCCAUUCAGUGUUCACUUUAUCCUCUGGGACAUCAAGUCAACAGAAAACAAAUACAAAAAAAGCAGAUAUAGGUACUACAACUACUAGAAGUAGUAAGAAUGAAAACCACUACUGUUGUUGCCCACUUCAUAUUCAUAAAGUUGGUGUAACAGAUAGUUCUGUACAGGUGAAUAUCCUAUCAAGUAAUGAAAUGCACACAGACUUUCAUCGUUAUAAACAUAAAUGUGAUAAAUCUAGUGAUCAAACUAAUAGUUCAGCAAACAUUGAAAAUAAUAUUAAAAAAAAUGAAAUAAAAUAUGUUUGUUUAUGUAAAGAGACUAAUGCACAAGGAGUACCUGAUAAUAUUCUAAUUUACAAAUGUUCCCAAUUGGAUACUGAUCACAAGACCGAAAAUAUGUCACAGCAAUCACCGCAUUGUACUAAUACACAGUGUUCUAAUAAAGAUGUUUCUCGAAUUAACCAAAAAGUGUUGGAAACCUCAACUAGUAGAGAACAAAAUUUCCAAAAACAAAGUUUAAAUAUUCAGGAAAGCUCAAGCUCAAAAUCGUCACAAACUAAUUUGGACUUAGACGUAAUAUUACGUCAAAAAUAUAGUGACAAAUGUGGGUCUUCCACAUCAACUGGUCAAGAUCCUCUGAAAAUAGAAAUUCAUCGAAAAACAAAAUCACCAAUGUUGAAAUUUAAAAAAAUUCAUGAAGCUAUAAGAUGGACACAAACUGAUAUCAGUAUUAAUCCAAAAAUCUCAGAUCCAUCCUUCUCUGACAUUAAUAUCAUUGACAAAAAAGACUGUGCAAAGCUAGUUAGUGAACAAUGUAAAGAAGUUUCGUUGGAGAAUAUUAAGACAAGUUCUGAUGAAAUGACUGAACUGAUCACUGAUAGUUCAUCAAAGGGUUCAAACAGAAACUCAUCAACAAAAUUGAGUCCAGAUAAUGAAUAUAAGAAAGCUGAUAAACAAUUACAAUCAGAUAUUGAUAUAGGGCCCGUAUAUAAUAUUGGAAGUCAAUGUGAUUUACAGAAAAAACUAAACUAUUCUAUUCCAAUAGAAGGUACUAACAUGACUUUGAAAGUAAGUUUAGGUGAUAGAGAAAUGCCUGAUGUAAACGCUCAAAGUAACCUUUACAAAAGACCAAUACUUAAAACAAAGGAGACUUUAACACAUAAACCUACAACUUCAGGCAAUUCAACUUGUCUAUUGCAAGAAUGUUCUGUUGGAGUACAAUCAACAGAAAAUAAUCUUUUAGAUGAAUAUUAUAAUCAGGCAGCUGCUUGUGCCUGUAAAGAGGUUUUAAAAACAAGAGAUAAAGAAUCAAAAUCUGAAAUAAGCACACAAAUUCAUAUCCUAGAUAAAUAUCACACUUACCCAAAAGGGGAUAAACCCAAUCCAUUAAAACCCCUUUUACGUUCAAAUACUGAUACCAGUAGAUUAGAGAAGGCAUCCCAUGUAACAUUUGAUAAACUAAAAAUAAAUUUUGACAAUGGUCCUGCAAUUAAUCCCAAGACAGAAAAUAUGAUUGAUUCACAAAAAGUUACUCAAGAUAUUAAUUUUACAAGUUCUUCAGAAAAAACAUCAGAAAACUGUUGUAAAGAGUCUCAUAGUUCAAAAACCAUAUCUGAUAGUGAAUGCCAAACUAAAUCAAAGAGUUCCAGUACUAGUCGUGACGCAAUCGAUGUUGACGAAAUCAAUGAUCCUUUGAUUGAUUUAAUAAAAAAUAUUACAAAGAGAUAUUCUAAAAAAGAUACUCCAAAAAGUAAAAGAAAGAAGUGUUUUAAAGAAAUUAUUACUGUUCUAAACUAUUUAUUAGACACUGAAGAAAGUUCUGACCAAAGAGGAUCUACUGAGAAUACUGAAAGUAUUAACCAAAAACAAUCUCAAAAGAAAGAAUUCACUGACAAGGCCGUGCAAUUAUCAAACUCUAAAAAGGACAUUGAACUACCAGAUCCUACUUCAUCUGACCUUCCAACAACUUCUACUGAUUCAACAGCAUGUCAUGUAUUAAAUAAGAUAAAAAAAGAAUGUGAAAAAUAUCAACAAAAGCGCUGCAAAUCUCACCAUAGAAAAGUUGAGGAAUCCAGUAGCACAUCUAUGAACUGCCAUCAUCGUCGAGAGCAUUGUUAUUGUAAAGGAUAUAAGUGCAAGCAUAAACAAUUUGAAAAAAACAAAAAAAAAAGUCUUGCAUAUAACCUGAUUGUGCAAUCGGAUAGUUUGGCUAGUGAAGAGACAAUUUGCCAAAAUAAUAACCGCCCCCUUCAGAAUAUAAUAGUUAAAGUCCCUAAAAAGAAGUACGAAAAUAUGCCACUAAAAGAAAUGUGUGCUAAAUUGGAGAGAGAAAUCCCGCAUUGCUCAAGAGUAUAUAGAUCGAAAAGUCUUCCAAAUGAUAGUGAAGUUUCAAGUACAGAGGACAUGAUAAGGCAAACCCAAGCAUUCUCAGUAAGAGAGUAUCUGGAGAGGAAUCGACCAGACUUUGUUGAGAAAUGCUAUCAACGCCAAAACUGCUUGAAGAUGAUCAACGAAACUAGAGCCAACGAACGGGCAGCCAAGCGUAAGUUGCUGUCAAUGCAGGUGGGCCAGCAACAAACACUGAGUGAAAUGUCUGAUGCAGGAUUAAAAGUUUUUGCCGCGCAACUUGGCAAACAGCUGCGAACUAAGAAACUAGCACCAAAAUUUAUAAGUGAACGAGAUAUGAAGAGACAUUCCGAGAAAAUUUACAAGACGCUGCCGGAAGUUGUAAAUAAAAAAGAGCAAAUUAAAAAAGAAUGCGUCAAGAAAAACUAA
Messenger RNA from Pieris macdunnoughi, 4752 nucleotides. NCBI's taxonomy places the organism in Eukaryota, Metazoa, Arthropoda, Insecta, Lepidoptera, Pieridae. The record is from the annotation of a GenBank genome assembly.